AGUCGAAAUGCAGUUGGUGGUGCUCAUUUAAACAGGUUGCAGUUCCAACCACAGCAGAACAGUAUUCACGCUGCCAAACCAGCCGACAUUCAGAACAGCUGGGUGUGUGUCGGGCGGCUGUGUAAGCCAGAAGUCCUUACCAGCUUAGGGAAGAAGACUUACAGUCCCUUCUUCAGGAACAGCUCAGGAAAAAUGAGUGUCGAGGAAGAAAAUUUUCGGAAGAGAAAACUGCCUGUGCUAAGUUCAGUGAUUAAAGUAAAAAGAUUCGAUCAGGAUGGAGAGGAGGAGGAGGAGGAAGACGAUGACUACGGCUCCCGCUCAGGAAGCAUCUCCAGUAGUGUGUCGGUGCCAGCCAAGCCUGCGAGGAGACCUUCCCUGCCACCUUCUAAGCACGCUAACAAGAAUCUCAUUUUAAAGGCUAUAUCUGAAGCGCAAGAAUCUGUAACCAGAACAACAAACUACUCUACAGUCCCACAAAAACAGACACUUCCAGUUGCUCCUAGAACUCGGACUUCUCAAGAAAAACUGUUGGCAGAAGCGGCCCAGGGGCAGAGCCGGGUGCCCAGAGUAAGUCCCACGACCAAAGCAGAGGAGGCCAAAGGAGAGAUGGUAGAGAAACGUCAAGGACCGCAAGAGAGACAAUUGCUCUCCCGACUGCAAAUUGAUCCAGGAACGGCAGAAAGUCUGCAGCUCACUCAAGGUUACACUGACAUGGAGUCCACGGUCCAUGCAGACAUGAGACCGUUUAUUCUGAAGAAGCUAACGCUGUCUGAGGAGACAGUCGUGGCACCCAACCACGAGUCGGUGAUGAAGACUGCAGAAACCCUUCGGGUACUUUCAGGACACCUUGUGCAGAUGCCACAAGAUCUUGUACAACCAGAUAAACCUGCAAGUCCCAAGUUUAUAGUGAUGCUGGAUGGUGUCCCCCGUCCCCCAGGAUACAUGUCAGAUCAAGGGGAAGACAUGUGCUUUGAAGGAAUGAAACCAGUAAACCAGACGGCAGCCUCAAACAAGGGACUCAAAGGUCUCCUCCACCCACAGCAGUUGCAGUUGAUGCACAGGCAGCUGGAGGACCCCAAUGGUAGCUUUGCAAACGUGGAGACGAGUGAACUGAGUGUGGCCCUGAAACCAGAGAAACUUCUGGAGCGUUACAAGUACUGGCCUGCGUGCAAGAAUGGGGAUGAGUGUGCCUACCACCACCCCGUCUCACCUUGCAAAGCUUUCCCCAAUUGUAAGUUUGCUGAGAAAUGCUUAUUUGUUCACCCAAAUUUUAAAUAUGAUGCAAAGUGUACUAAGCCAGACUGCCCCUUCACUCACCUGAGUAGGAGACUCCCAGUGCUGCCUCCCAAGCCAGUUACAACGCCAACACCACCUUCUAGCGCUCAGCUCUGCCGCUACUUUCCUGCCUGUAAGAAGAUGGAAUGUCCCUUCUAUCAUCCAAAACACUGUAGGUUUAACACUCAGUGUACAAGACCUGACUGUGCGUUCUACCAUCCCGCCAUUACUGUACCACCAUGCCAUGCCUUGAAGUGGAUUCGACCUCAAACCAGCGAGUGACACCAAGGCCUCCCGGCAGAAGACGAUCGGUUGUGAGAGUUGCCAUCUACUGAUGAGAGACUUUCAACCAAACUUGUCAAACCUUUGAA
This is a messenger RNA of Echinops telfairi (small Madagascar hedgehog), 1646 nucleotides long. RefSeq names its product zinc finger CCCH domain-containing protein 14-like. Gene Ontology annotation, molecular function: poly(A) binding. Gene Ontology annotation, cellular component: cytoplasm; nucleus. Lineage: Eukaryota; Metazoa; Chordata; Mammalia; Afrosoricida; Tenrecidae. The record is from RefSeq and is a predicted model, not a curated record. Gene Ontology annotation, biological process: regulation of mRNA stability.